AUGUCCCAGUUUCAGUAUCGUUGGAUCUUCGAGUAUCCUCACGUGGGCUUGAACAUGGUCUCUGAGUCUCCUCCUAAGCUCCACAAUCUUCAUGAGCCCAGUGACGGUUCCAACCUCAAGCUUGAUCCACAGGCCUGUUCUCACGAAAUUGCUUCGGAUACCGACACAGAUGACGAUUUGGGCGACUCGAAAGAUGUGAAACACGACGAUCCAGGAUCCGAUAACAACCAACACAGUGCAGAGCGUGGCCGCUUGCAUCCGCAUGCACUUCACUUCCUCGCUCAAGUUCCUCAAAGUGACGCUGACUGGUCCCGCUACCUCUGUAGCAACGCCGAUGUCAGAUCAUUGUGCCAUCGUCUCAAGUUGCCCUACCUGUUCCCGGGCUUUCGGGCUCACCUCGAUUGGCCACGGUUCUUCAACGAGUGUACCUGGCAUCUUGCCCAAGCUUGCAACAAUCCCCCUCUUGGUUCCCUCUUCUCACUCGUUUUCGUGGCUGCGUGCCAUGUGGCGCUCAUCGAUGGCUGCCCACGAGAGGAAGUGUACAAUGGCCUGAGGGCCUGCGUGAGACAGUGCGGUAUUUCAGAAGACGAAGUAACGCCACCCAUGUUAGACAGGAUGCGAGAGGGAGUUAUCACAGGCAUCGGAAUACUCAGAGAGUAUAGUAAAGUGGUUGGCUGUCGUGCAAACGAAAUUCCUUUGCAUGGUAAGUUUUGA
This is a messenger RNA of Fusarium oxysporum Fo47, 714 nucleotides long. RefSeq lists its product as uncharacterized. Bases 1 to 714 code for a protein of 237 amino acids. The transcript has a single exon. The record is from RefSeq and is a predicted model, not a curated record. Lineage: Eukaryota; Fungi; Ascomycota; Sordariomycetes; Hypocreales; Nectriaceae.